UUUCUUCAGCAGUUCCGUUCAGGAACAGCAAUGCUGUUGGACCGUAAACAGCACAUUGGGGUCAAACGUGCGGGCUGAUGUAGCGUUAGCUUAGCACGGCUAACAAUGUCUAGUUUUUCCAGAUCUGCCCAGCAGUGGGCGACCUUUGCAAGGUCCUGGUACUUAAUAGACGCCCGAAUGCAGCCUCCAGGAAAGAUUGCCUCGAUGUGCUCAGUGCGGCUUCAGGGGAAGCAUAAGCCCAUCUACCAUGCACUGAGUGACGUUGGGGAUCACGUGGUGGUCAUGAACACCAGACACAUCGCUUUCUCAGGAAACAAAUGGGAGCAGAAGGUCUACUCGUCUCACACGGGAUACCCGGGUGGCUUCAAACAGCUCACAGCAGCCCAGAUGCACCAGAAAGACCCCACCGCUAUAAUUAAACUGGCCGUGUACGGGAUGCUUCCCAAAAACCUCAUGCGGAGGACGAUGAUGCAGCGGCUGCACCUCUUCCCUGAUGAUGUUCUUCCAGAAGAUAUCAUGCUGAAUUUGACGGAGGAGCUUCCUCAGCCUCGCCAGAUUCCCCGUAAACUGAAUGAAUACACGCAGGAGGAGCGAGACAGCUUCCCCCAGCUUUGGACCCCGCCUGAGGACUACAGGAUGAAGUGACCAUCACAGUGUCGGUGACCCCUGCAGUUUAAAUAUGUUUUUGUAUUGUUGUCUGUCUAAAAUAAAAUGUGUUGGAAGUUUGA
This is a messenger RNA of Colossoma macropomum (tambaqui), 728 nucleotides long. RefSeq names its product mitochondrial ribosomal protein L13 (gene mrpl13). Gene Ontology annotation, molecular function: structural constituent of ribosome; mRNA binding. Gene Ontology annotation, cellular component: mitochondrial large ribosomal subunit; ribosome. Gene Ontology annotation, biological process: negative regulation of translation; translation. Bases 106 to 645 code for a protein of 179 amino acids. The record is from RefSeq and is a predicted model, not a curated record. The transcript has 7 exons. NCBI's taxonomy places the organism in Eukaryota, Metazoa, Chordata, Actinopteri, Characiformes, Serrasalmidae.